Molecule: messenger RNA, 1844 nt
Organism: Rana temporaria (common frog)
Lineage: Eukaryota; Metazoa; Chordata; Amphibia; Anura; Ranidae
Gene: CAVIN4
Product: caveolae associated protein 4
Exons: 2
Coding region: 133-1197 (354 amino acids)
Biological process (GO): regulation of gene expression
Cellular component (GO): cytoplasm; caveola
Source: RefSeq, a predicted model, not a curated record
UCAGGGCGGAGCCUUCCAUUUUAUGUUGAAGGUCUUCUGAGGCAGCUGUCUGUUUGCUCCGAUGCCAGAAUUGUUCCUACAGUCCUAAACACUAACCAGGGGACUCAAGCUCCUGCAGAGUUGGCAUAAAAAAUGGAUCACAAUGAAAGAACCUCAGACAAAGUCGAUUUUAACCGUUUGUCCAUUGUGUCAGAAGAUGACGAAGAUCAUGAAUCUGCCUUGACUAUCGUUUCAGUUCUUGACAAAGUAGCCACAAUUGUGGAUACUGUGCAAGCCAGCCAGAAGAGAAUUGAAGAACGUCACAGAGAAAUGGAGAAUAGCAUCAAGACCAUUCAAAUUGACCUUCUGAAACUAGCCCAGGCUCAUAGCAAUACCAGCUACACAGUAAACAAACUACUGGAGAAGACUCGCAAAGUUAGCACUAAUGUAAAAGAUGUAAGAUCUCGAGUAGAAAGACAGAGCGAUCAAGUGCUAAAGGUAGAAUCCAAGCAAGAAGAGAUGCUGCGAAAGAACAAAUUCAGAGUUGUAAUAUUCCAGGAGGAUAUUGAAUGCCCAACUAAGUUGACUGUUACAAAGGAAUCAGCAUUAGAUGGGUACUUAAAGGAUAAAUUAUAUGCACCAAAUGACCUUUCUUCUGAUGAGGAGUAUGAAGUGCCAGAGACCAGAGGUUCCCGUCUAAAGAAAUCUGGCAUGCAACGCAUUGACAACAUCAAGAAAGCAUUUUCCAAAGAAAGCAUGCAGAAGACAAAGCAAAACUUUGGAACAAAAGUUAAUAGGAUUCGCACGAGGAUAGUAACUCCAGAAAGAAGGGAGAGAAUCAGGCAAUCUGGAGAGAGACUGAAACAGUCUGGAGAGAGAUUUAAACAAUCCAUGGCAAAAGCAGCACCCAAGAAAGAAACAUUUAAACUCAAUAAAAAGAAGAAGGAAAAAGUACGAGCAACAGCAGAAGGUCAAGAAGUUGGCGAAGAUGAUGAAGUGUCCAUUUCUGAGCAUGAAAUUGUGCAACCCAUCUCAGAGGAAACCUAUACUGAAGUGGUCACCAUAAAGAAGAAAAAGAAAAAGAAUGGAGAAAAGGCUGAGCUUCUUCCAGCUCAGGAUGAAGAAAAGGCAGGCUCAAUCUCAGAAAAACCUUUACUGAAACUGGAAACAAAAUUGGAUACAGAUGAAACACCACUUGUUGAUAUCAAACUGUCUUAACAGAGGAUCUUACCUACAAGAAAAUGCAGCACAGAUCUAUCAAUAACUCCAUCCGUCCUUUGCACACAAGGACCUCAAGGACAGCGAAACGCCAAAAUGAUAAGGCACAGUGUGCAUAUCUUCUAUAUACCAACAACUGCUUCUACUCAAAACAGAAAUAAAACAGAAGAAUGUAACCUGUCCGGUACAUGACCAGGUUAUGCCUGGCAAAUCUGGUCAUGUAUACUUUCAAAUAAAUUUUUAAAUAAAUGCUGACUCAAAAACUCAAAACACAGUUACUAUACUACAAAUAAAAGGCUCACAAAUAUGUUGUGAUCUACUAAGGUGCUCCAUGCAGUGUGAUAAGGUAAAAUGCAGGGAACUUAAGUAACUCUAGGCCAGAUUUUUUGAUGUGUAGAGUGAGAAGAGGUGAACCCGUUAUCACUUCAAACAUUUAAUGUGCGGGAGAUGCUCUAUUUUUUUUUAUUCUUCUACACGUAAUUGGAUGUUUGAAGUGAACGCAAGAUCACUUUAGUUUUCUGGUCCACAAUCACUUUAUUUGACCUCACUGCACUAUAAUAAAGUAGGCUCAUUGCAUCAUAAAGAAAGACGUUAAACUGCCAAUAAGCUACAGAAAUAAUAAUCUUUACUACACCAGACAGACCAAC